This is a messenger RNA of Rubroshorea leprosula, 4593 nucleotides long. The record is from the annotation of a GenBank genome assembly. Lineage: Eukaryota; Viridiplantae; Streptophyta; Magnoliopsida; Malvales; Dipterocarpaceae.
AUCCAUUCGUCAUCACUCCUACCGUUUCAUUUCAUUUGCUUUUAUGCGAACUUGUUCCCUCCACUUUCUUUGCUCAAUCCUUCUCUUCGUAGAAGAACAGAGAAGAAAUUAAGAAAAGAAGAGAAUGUGGCCCCCUGUUAUUGAAACUGCCAAGAAGGUAUGGGGCACAUGGAGCAUCAGAGUAUUCGUUAUUGAAAGCCUCUCGUUGCAGAUCUUCUUAAUUUGGUUUGCACGAUAUAGAAAAUGGAGAGGUGGAAAAUGGGGAAAAUGCCUCGACGUGUUGAUCUGGUUCGCAUACUUGCUGGCUGAUUGGGUUGCUGGGUUUACAAUCGGAUUAAUCUUAAGCGAACAAAGCAAAAGUACUCCGACUGAAAGGAGUGACGUCCAUGUCUUCUGGGCACCCUUUCUUCUCUUGCACCUUGGCGGUCCUGACACCAUUACUUCCUUUGCUCUGGAAGAUAAUGAAUUUUGGAUUAGGCACUUGCUUGGGCUUGGAUUUCAAGUUGGCUCUACUGCCUAUGUCUUUGUUAAGUCCCUUCCAGAGAACAAGCUUUGGCUCCCAACCAUACUAGUGUUAAUGGCAGGAAUAAUCAAAUAUGCAGAAAAGAACCGUGCCUUCUAUCUUGCAAGCUUUGACCAUCUUGGCGAUGAUUGGUUACCUAGUGAAUGGGGAGAUGAAAUUCCGGUUCCAGCAGAAUUCCAAAAGAUGGACAGCCCGGAAAAAUUUGAGCAAAGUCAGGAGCAAAUGCUGUUAUGGACUGCAGUUCACCACUUCGGAACAAUCAAGAUGAUGCUUGUAGGCCCUCUUUUAUCUCCAGAUCAAUGCUCUGAGAUCAGAGAAACCUUUCUCCAAGUGGGAGAUUCAUCUCAAGAUUCAUCUCAAGUGUUGCAAAUAAUGGAAAUUGAGCUAAGCCUCUUGUAUGAGGUUCUUCACGCCAAGUUGCCGGUUGUUGGUUGCAUGAUGGGAUACAUUUUCAGGUACGCUACCUCACCAAAAGAUGCUUGGGAUAUUUUAGCUGCUCGCUUUAGAAGGAAGAAUUAUACUCGGCUUCAAUUGCUAGAAAAUGAGUUGCUUUCCUCGAAGCAGGAGAAUAUGCCAAUCAGGAAAUAUUUCACAAAAAUCAAAUUAUUAUGCCGAGAAAUUUCAGAAUUGGAUGAAGAAUCCAAAAUUUCAGAUGAAAGAAUGAGGAGAAUAAUUAUUCAUGGAAUAAGGCCAGAGUUUAAGGCCUUUAUCACAGCAGUACAAGGUUGGCAAAUUCAGCCAACCGUGAAUGAAUUAGAAAAUCUGUUAGCAGAUCAAGAAGCACAAGGAAAGCAAGCAAUUGAAGGAGCACAAAAAACAGAGGAAGAAGCACUCUUCAGUGGACGAGGCCGAGGAAGAGGCAAGUACAAUACUAGAGGAGGUUUCUAUAGCACUAGAGGAGGAGCUAGAGGCAAAGGUAGAUUCCAGAGCAUCAAGUUAGAUCAGCCCAAGGAUGAGAGAUCUUGGAGGCAACAAGGUAGGAGUUACCAUUCAGGGGGAGCUCAAGAAGGCCAAGAGGUAGAAAGUAGCAACUCCAACAAUUACAGGAGACGUAAUGAUCUGUGUUUUAAUUGUGGAAAAAGAGGUCACUUUGCAAGAGACUUCAGAUACAAAAAGGGCUCAGUGCAAGGAAAUGUUGCUACCUCAAGAGAGGAAGAGAAUCACAGUGAAGAAGAAUGGGACAUGCAAGCUUCUUGUGCGACAGUGGAGAUAGAAGCCGAAGUUGAGGCUAACCAAGUGGCUUUGUCAACUUCCAACCAGAGCAGAGUUGAUUAUAGCAAAAAUUGGAUAAUUGACUCUGGAGCUACUAGUCACAUGACAGGAGAUGAGGAAAAGCUAUUGAACUUGUCAGAAUACAAAGGAAACAGAGUGGUAGUCACAGCAGAUGAUACCCGGCUUCCAAUCAAGCAAAUUGGAGAUGCAGUGAUAACACCACGCACCAGCUCUCAACAAGUAAAGGUGAAAAAUGUCCUCCAUGUAUCUGGGAUGAAAAAGAAUUUGUUGUCUGUGGCACAACUUACUGCUCCCGGAAAUUAUGUGGUGUUCGGACCGGAGGAUGUGAAGGUGUAUCAACAAUUAAAGAUUGAAGGCACACCAAUCAUGGAAGGAGAAAAGAAGAAUUCUGUUUAUGUGAUGUCUGCUGAAACAGCAUAUGUGGACAGGACCAGCAAGAAUGAUACUGCUGACUUGUGGCAUGCACGUCUUGGGCAUGUUAGUUAUCUUAGAUUGCAGGUGAUGAUGAAUGAAUCUAUGGUGAGAGGCCUACCCAAGCUGGAGGUGCGCAAAGAUGCUGUUUGUGCUGGUUGUCAAUAUGGGAAAGCACAUCAACUUCCAUAUCAGGAGUCCAAGUUCAAGGCCAAGGAACCACUGCAGCUGGUACACUCGGAUGUCUUUGGUAAAGUCAAACAAUCAUCAAUUGGUGGAGCACAUUACAUGGUGACAUUUAUUGAUGACUACUCGAGGCAUGUAUGGGUGUACUUCAUGAAGGAAAAAUCAGAAACUUUCGAAAUGUUUAAAAGGUUCAAAAAGGAAGUUGAGCAGACAGUUGGCAAGAAAAUUCAGUGCCUUCGAACAGACAAUGAGGGAGAGUAUACAUCAAAGGAAUUUUCAGAUUAUCUACAAGAUAAUCGUAUUCGGCGACAACUAACUUGUCCAUAUACUCCUCAGCAAAAUGGAGUAGCUGAACGGAAGAAUAGACACCUUGGAGAAACAUGUCGAAGCAUGUUGCAUGCUAAGAAUGUGCCACCUAGAUUUUGGGCAGAGUGCAUGAAGACUGCAGCCCAUGUGAUUAAUAGGCUUCCUCAAGCUACUUUGGGAUUUAUAUCACCUUUUGAGAAGCUGUGGAACAUUAAGCCAGUGGUGAGUCAUUUUCGAGUCUUUGGCUCGGUGUGCUAUGUGUUUGUUCCAGAAGCUCAAAGGACCAAGUUUGAUAAAAAGGCAGUCAUAUGCAUUUUUCUUGGCUAUGAUGACCAAAGGAAAGGAUGGAGGUGUUGUGACCCAAAUAUUGGACGUUGCUGUGUUUCUAGAAAUGUUGUGUUUGAUGAAGCAUCUUCUUGGUGGUCUCCACAAGAGAUAGUGUUGCCAGAUUCCAAGGAGUUGGAAGAAAAAGUACAAGAAAAAUUUGGAGAAGAUACUUGCAGGCUAUUAGAUACUGAAGAAGUUGUAGAGAAGGAAAAAGAGAUAGCUCCUGAAAGAACAGUAAGUCCAUGGCAAAUAGGAGUACGAGAGCCCAUGAUCGAAGAAACAAGACAAGCAAGUCCGGUGAUCGAACCGGAGAACUAUGAGGAAGCUGCACAAAGUAUUGAAUGGAGAAAAGCAAUGGAAGAAGAGAUAAAGGCUUUAAAGCAAAAUCAAACUUGGGAAUUAGUACCCAAGCCAAAUGAUGUAAAGCCAGUAUCUUGCAAAUGGGUCUACAAAGUUAAGACUCGACCAGACGGGAAGAUAGAGAGAUAUAAGGCCAGGCUUGUUGCUCGAGGGUUCUCUCAACAGUAUGGGAUAGACUAUGAUGAAACUUUCAGCCCAGUGGCUAAGAUUAAUACUGUUAGAGUCCUGCUUGCUCUAGCUGCAAGCAAAUCAUGGAAGCUGUGGCAGAUGGAUGUGAAGAAUGCAUUUUUGCAUGGAGAAAUUGAUAGAGAAAUUUAUAAGGAGCAACCAUGUGGAUUUGAAGACAAAAGGCAUUCAGAGUAUGUCUGCAAAUUAAAGAAGGCACUGUAUGGACUCAAGCAGGCACCGAGAGCAUGGUACGGAAAAAUUGCAGAAUUUCUAGUUCAAAGUGGCUAUUCAAUGACAGUUGCAGACUCAAGCCUAUUUGUCAAAACUCGAGGCAACAAAGUAGCAAUUGUGCUUGUCUAUGUGGAUGACUUAAUUGUCACCGGAGAUGACAUUGAAGAAAUUCUUCAAACAAAGGAGAACUUGUCAGUACGGUUUCAGAUGAAGGAAUUGGGAGAAUUAAAGCACUUUCUUGGGCUUGAAGUGGAUCGGACAAAAGAAGGCAUAUUUUUGUGUCAGCAAAAGUAUGCAUCAGAUUUAUUAAAGAAGUUUGGGAUGCUUGAGUGCAAGCCAAUCUCAACUCCAAUGGAGAUGAAUGCCAGACUCUGCUCCCAUAAAGGGAAGGACUUAACAAGUGCCACCAUGUACCGGCAACUGGUCGGAAGCUUAAUCUACCUGACUUUAUCAAGGCCGGAUAUAUCAUUUGCAGUAGGAGUGCCAAGUGAUUAUUCAGUAAAAUUGUAUUGUGAUAAUCAAUCAGCAAUUCGGUUAGCAGAAAAUCCAGUGUUUCAUGCCAGGACAAAACAUGUUGAAGUUCAUUACCACUUCAUCAGAGAAAAGGUACUACAAGAGGAGAUAGAAAUGCAAGCUACAAAAACAGAUGAGCAAGCCGCAGAUAUAUUCACAAAAGGGCUCAACGUUGGAAAGCUUGAAAAGUUUCGCAAGCUGCUGGGGAUGAUGCCAAGAAGCAAAGUCGGUGCUGAGGGGGAGUGUUAAAAUAUUCAUCACCGACUUAAGCUAAAAGGUGAAGAAGUAAAAGUCUUCUAGAAGCAUAUAUUUUACUAUAAAGUAAAUUGAAGCCA